CCCUCUGCUCUGCUCGCUCCAUCCCACGGAGAGGAGUUGAUGCUGCUGUCGCCGCCGCCGCCGCCGCCGCCGAAGCCGGGGCUGAUGGAUGCCAGGGAGUGCCGCAUUGCUUAGCGUCCCCGCCUCCGGGUUUGCUGACGCUCUCUCCCCGCCCUGGAGCUCAGCGCUGAAGAGCCACCUUAUUAUUAAUCAGAAUUCCCAUCGUUAUCCCUGGCAGGCGCAUCCUUCAGUAGGGACCGCAGAAGCAUCACAGAGCUGGGGCUGAGAUGUGCGUGGGGGUUGUUUUUGUUACAUCUUGGAAGAGAAGAGGACAGUACCAAGAUAAGUGCCAAGCGUGCUGGGUGGGCUUAGGGGCGUUUUGUUAGGAUUGAGGAAGGACAGGGAGUGUUGGGCCUGCCAGAGGUCCACAUCUCUUUAAAGGAAAGCGAAGAAGGAACCAAAGUGAGGUGUUGUUUUUAAGGGGUGGGAAAAGAAGUUUAUACCCCCCCAGAAAAAAAGCUGCGGGAAAGCAGGAGCAACAGGGUACUAGUCUGGACACCAAGACAAAUAAUUUCCUGUACAGAAGAGGAAGCAGGCAGCAGUGAGGUCCGCCAGAACGUUGUGGUGGCCAAGGCCAGUUUGUUGUGGGACAGUCAGCAAGAGGAAGGGAAGGUUCAGGAAUAAGCAGAACAAUGACUCAUUUACAAGCUGGUCUCUCUCCUGAGACCCUGGAAAAAGCUCGCUUGGAGCUCAACGAGAACCCAGACACACUGCACCAGGACAUCCAGGAGGUGAGGGAUAUGGUCAUCACCAGGCCGGACAUUGGCUUUCUGCGCACAGAUGAUGCCUUCAUCUUACGCUUCUUGCGGGCCAGGAAGUUUCAUCACUUUGAGGCCUUCCGCCUCCUGGCCCAGUACUUUGAGUACCGGCAGCAGAACCUGGACAUGUUCAAAAGCUUCAAGGCCACUGACCCUGGCAUCAAGCAGGCACUGAAGGAUGGCUUCCCUGGGGGCCUGGCCAAUCUGGACCACUAUGGCAGGAAGAUUCUAGUCCUUUUUGCAGCCAACUGGGAUCAGAGCAGGUACACACUGGUGGACAUUUUGCGUGCCAUCUUACUUUCCUUAGAAGCCAUGAUUGAAGAUCCUGAGCUUCAAGUGAAUGGAUUUGUUUUGAUCAUAGACUGGAGUAACUUCACCUUCAAGCAAGCCUCCAAGCUUACACCAAGCAUGCUGCGAUUGGCUAUUGAGGGCCUUCAGGAUAGUUUCCCAGCGCGAUUUGGAGGAAUUCAUUUUGUCAAUCAACCAUGGUAUAUCCACGCCCUGUACACCGUGAUCCGGCCGUUUCUAAAGGAGAAGACUCGGAAAAGGAUAUUUUUGCAUGGUAACAACCUGAACAGUCUACACCAACUAAUUCAUCCUGAGAUCUUGCCUUCUGAGUUUGGAGGGAUGCUGCCCCCUUAUGACAUGGGAACAUGGGCAAGAACACUGCUAGACCACGAGUAUGACGAUGACAGUGAAUACAACGUAGACUCCUACAGCAUGCCUGUGAAGGAGGUGGAAAAGGAACUCUCCCCCAAGUCCAUGAAGAGAUCCCAAUCGGUAGUGGAUCCUACAGUAUUAAAACGCAUGGAUAAAAAUGAGGAAGAAAACAUGCAACCUUUGCUCUCUCUGGACUGAUAACUUCUCUGCACUCCCCAUGGAUUAGAAACGGAAGGUACUGUUUUCAGCAACAGGGACAGCACUGUGGAGGAAUGACCAGCUGGAAACUUAUUUAUUCAUGUUAAUGUAGCAUAAUAUAAAAUAAGGCAUUGGGCUUUCCCAUUCGCUUGAACCAUGGGUGCCCUGGUCUGGAGUUAAAGAAAAAAGUCAAUAAUUUAUUCUGUAAGUGCCAAGUUCUUUGUAAAUAUAACAUAAUCUUCACAUCAAGUUUGUAAACUUUGGUAGUAACUGAAAUUGGAAAAGAUUGGCUCAUGAGUCCAUGCCAGUGAUAUGAACUAUAACAAAAAACAGAAAAGACACAUACACAAUGGAAGCUAAUUAAAUGUAGCCCUGUUUCCUAUGAAGCCAUAUUUCAGCUCUCAUAGUGAUUGUUUCAAUGUUUUUCUCUGAAAUUGUCAUAUUCCAAUGUACUUUUAAUGGACACAGGUAACUAGAUGAUUCUAGGAAAUGAGUAUGAUAAAUGUAUUUUCCUGUCUAGUGAUUUUCAUUUCACAGAAAAUGUGUCCUAGUGACUAUCACUGGCCUUGAAUUUUGGAGAUGAGGAAUGGCAGAGGAGCUGGUAAACUAAACACUUGAACUCUUUUAUGUUGUUUAAUUCCCGGAGUCUUGUGAAAAGAUAUGUUUUCCAAAUUAAGAUGUGGAAUUCUGAAAGAGAGUGGAUUUUUUUUAAACUGCUGUUUUCACAUUGUGUCUUUAAUUUGAGAUUCCCUUGUAUCCAUAUCUGAUGUACUUUAAGAACAAUUUCCCCAAAAAACUCUUUGACCAAGAGAAAGAGAACUCAUACGUGAAUAGUGUUUUGACAACUAAUUUUGGAUGUAAAUUUGCCGUGUACAGAUAAGGGGCUAAUUUCUAAUUCUUGUGCACUGGUUGGAAAUAUAUAUAUAUAUAUAUAUAUAUAUAUAUAUAUAUUCACAUGCACUCAUAUAUUUUUAUUGAGCUCUAAUAAAUCCUUGAUGUGACAGGCUUAUAAAAUAAAUCAUACAUAUUCAAUGGUCUUAGAGAUGUUAUAAAUGAUUACAUGAAAUGCUAACUCUGGAAAACUACUUCCACUAAAGUUAAUGAAAAUGAUAUAUAGUGAAACAGACUUUUAGUGAACUUGUUUUAAGGAAAUUCUAAUUUAAUUUGUAAUGCAAUCUUGAAUCUGUGCCAUUUUAGUGGAAUAUAUUUUUCCUUCACAAAACAACAGGUCUCAACAUAAUGUAGGCAGUAUCAGGUGACCAAGAGUAAUAAAAUUUCUCUCAAAUUCAAGUUAAUUAUCUUAAUGAUCCUAUAACUACAGAUUUUCUUUUCAGAAAAGAUUGAAAGAACAUAUUGCAUCCAUAAGACAUAAUGAAAGCAUCUGAGGGCAUCUGAGAUAGCAUAUUAUAGUUUAAAUCUAGUCGUGGAAUCCUUAUGUUAUUUAGUUUUAUUUCAUAAAAAUUCUGUAAUUAUAACACAUUUUAAAAAUCUUACUUUAAAUUUCAAAUUCCAGUGAGAAAAAGCAAGAUUUUUACCACCUUUCAGGGUGGUAAUUUUUGAGAUUGAAAAUUUACCACUAAAAUAUUCUUUUGAACAAAAAAUAUCUCAAGGAACUCUUGGAAACCAACUGAAAUAAAGGCAUGGAGCAGUCUUCAUAUUGUUUUUAGCUGAAAGCUUCAAAAAUUCCACUUACAAUUCUAUCCCAAAAUCUUAAAAUCCAGAUCAGUACACCAAUCUGCAGUAUCACAAAUGGACUAUCCAGUGUUUGUAAAAAUACAUAAAUAUACAUAAAUAAUAUGAUUGAAAUACACCUUAAAAAUGCCAACCUCAAAUCAAGUCUGGAAGAAUAAAAACUGUCAGGUCCUCUGCUCUACCCAUAAAUAUUAUAGAGAUUGGAAUGAAUUGUGGCUAAAAAGCCACAGCAACUCUUAUCUUUGUAAGAACCUAACCACAGGAUUCUUAUAUUUUUGCCUACCUGACAUACAUUUUAUAGUGUUGGACCUUAUAUACUAUAGAAGCAAGUGUUAGCAAGAUGAAGCAUUAGGAUAAAAUAGAAACAAAGUACAGAAGGAUGGUCAAGUUUUCAUUCUCUUGUGUUUCUCUUGAUAUACACUGUUUAUUGCCAGUUGUUAGAAUUCUGCCGGCUUCAGAUGUCAACUCGCGUAGCCAGCUUCUUUCCCCUCUCAUAAGGCUAGUGUCAUAUAUAAGAAAUAACCAGAAGGGCAUAUUGUACGUGUAUUAUACCUAUCUAAUUAUAAGUAUGAUUCCCCCUCUCCCCCUUACCCAGCAUUGGAAACUGCACCCUAUUGCUGCGCGUCUGCUCUUCUUCAAAUGAGCAAUUGAGAGUUGGCUGCAUUGUGUAAAAUAUGUUUAAAUGAAUGAACAAAUUACAACAAUGAUGCCUUUUGAAAUUGCUUUAUCUAGUUCAAUCGGUGAGUAAACUCAUUGUCCAGGAAUGUUUUGGGAGCUGCUUAGUCAAGGGAUAUUUGGUCAACUUUAUAAAUUUUCCUUUCAGCAUCUGCUAACUAGCACCAUUUAGGGAUUUUUUUCCCUUAAUGUAAUUUCCUGUAGUGUAGCUACGUCUGUUGUCACAUAACUUAGUAAAUAAGCACUCCUAUAUGUCAAUUUAAUUGUGAUCGUGCUCUCUCUCUCUUUUGUGCGUGCGUAUGUGCACACACACACACACACACACACACACACACGGCUGUUGGCCCUAAUGAAUUUGCCUAUUUUGAAAUCUAUGCUUUCCUUUCGUAGCUUUUCUUGUUACCGAACAUAUGUAGACAUCAAAGGAUUCCCGCGUUUGGCUUGGAGCAGGCCAGUAGUUCCUGCUUCUAUCACCCUGCCUGUUCCGUCAGCUCUUUCUUAUAUCCUUUCUUUCUUCCAUUGUUUCAGGGGCAGCUGCUUCCAAAGCUGGUUUAAAAAUAAAUAACUUUCCUUUUAUUGUCAGUGAUAUCUGCACACAUUUUUGCCUGAUAGCGUAGAAGGAAGAGAUUAUCAUGAAAAUACACUCUAGGAAAUAUGAAGAAGUGCCUCUUUAAAAAUAAGAUAAAGCAGUGAUACUAGAAUAUGGAUUCUAUUUGUAGUCUCUUCUGAAAAGUAAAUACAUGCAUCUAGAUCAUAAGGGUGAAAUAUCAUUUGAAGAAGGGUAGUUGAGGCCUUGCUUUGAACAUUCCCAUACAGCAUUAAGUCUUUAUUGUGUCAGUUCAAUACCAUAACUCGAACACAUUAUUUACAAAUCUGGCAUUACGCUAAAACAAUAUACGAGUCUUUGCAAGGAAGUUUUUGAAGUGGGUACACGUGAUUUCUUUUAUUUCAAUAAUAGUUUGCAUAGUGUAGGCAGACAUUCCUUAAGUCUUUUCACAGAAAAUGCUUGUUUACUUUACAGGACUGAAAAUUCAUACAUUCAUAAGCAGGAAAGCCAAGCAGCUAGUUUCUCUUUAAUAUUGUUAACUAGGUCACAUUGUUAAAUUAAACAUUUGAAGUUUCUGUAAUAUUCCUGAAGGAACAGAGGUCCCUCUAAUGCAUCAAGAAAAUGGAGCACUAUUUUAGACCUCGGGGAACAUGUUUAUCACUCACAAAAAGAAACCCUUAGAGCCACGACAGUUAUCUUCAGAAACUGACUUCCUUUCCUUCUCCAAACAACCUAAAGGUUUGUGGAUAUAUCUAUGAUUAUUUAGAGAAAUUAUAUCAAGAAAACCUGCUGUGAGGCUAUGUACUCUUCCAAUGUUUUAUCUAAAUGUCUAACUGGCCUGGUUAAUAUCUUUUUUGAUUAUUUUGUGCGUAUUUAUUAGUGGUUACUUGAAAAGUUGCCAUCAGCCAUGAGGACUUUUUAGAAUGAUUUUCAACGCACAAAAUAUAAGGAGGAGAGCUCUGGCAUGAUAUUUGAAUUUUCAGAUAUAGUAUCCACAUUUUUACACAAAAAAGCUCAUAGGCAUAUAUUCCAUUUAAAUAUGCUACAUAGAUAUAUGGCCUAAAAAAUAAUGGUGCAUUUUAAAUUUAUGAGGCCAUUAGAUCAUGUAAGAAUCAGCAAGUUGUAUGAAAUAUAUCGGCACAAAAAUAGAAGAUUGAGUAAAUAUUCAGGACAUAUAAUUAUCUUCAGUAGUGAAAAGGAUUUGUUUUCUUCUUUGUUUUAUUUGGAAAAAAACUAAUUUUCAGUAAGCAAUUGGAACUAUUUAGCACUACUUAGUAUUUAAAAAGGUGAAAAUUAGUAAAAACACAAAAGGAAGCUUGACUUUGAAGCAUAUAUCAUGAUCUUAAUGGCUUAGAGAACAUAAUUUUUCACAAAUUCAAGUUUGGUAAACAUCCAUAGGUUAAGCCCACACAUGGAGAUACUGUUAUGGAGUUUAUUCUGUGAUAAGUGUGGAAAUUUAUUCCUUUGGAUUGUGGGGAAAAAAUGUACAAGAGCAAUUCUGUGGAUUGAAAUAGCCAAAUGGUACUGUUUUUCAAAGAUGGAGGAUGAAAUGAUACUGUUGAAAUUAAAACAAAAAAAUAAGCAUAGAUUACACACUUUUAUAGUAGAUAGUGGACAUUGUUACAAUGAAGAAGGUGUUUGGUCAAUAUUGGAGUUAGUUUCAAGUUUUGAUACAAAAAUCUGUGUCCUUAAUGAUAUCAAUAUCAAUGCAUUUAUUCUGUCAAAAUUCUUUUUGUGGUGAAUGAGAGGGACCUAGAUGAAAAUCGAAAUCAAUGUUAAUGGAACUUUGAAGAGCGAACCAAUCUGCAAUAAUUUUAAAAAAUUGCAAUGGACAAUAACUGGUUUACAUACAAGAGAGAUUCAAAGCAUUGUCUUUUUUUUUUUUUUUUAAGAUUUUAUUUAUUUAUUUGACAGAGAGAGACAGCCAGCGAGAGAGGGAACACAAGCCGGGGGAGUGGGAGAGGAAGAAGCAGGCUCCCAGUGGAAGAGCCUGAUGUGGGGCUGGAUCCCAUAACGCCAGGAUCAUGCCCUGAGCCGAAGGCAGACGCUUAACGACUGAGCCACCCAGGCGCCCCUCAAAGCAUUGUCUUAUUCCUAAUCCAGUUUUCAGUUUUCAAGCUUAUUUCAGAAGAAAAAUAAAAUUCCAAAACCAAGUAGUUUUUGUUUUCAAAACAGUUCAGAAAAAAACAAGAUGUCUAAGAGGUAAUUAUACAAGUCCUUGAUAAGAACACUAAGCACACUGGUUCCUAUUUGAGGAAGCUAUUUAUCCCAAUACAAUAGUAUAAUUGGUAUGAUAUAAUUUUUGAAUAUAUAUACAUUUCUGCUUUUAAAAAAGCAUUCAUUUUGCAUAUGGUGAACGUUGAAUUUGGUAGUAUUGGCUCUGUUGCACCUAUGAAAUGUAAAUUUCUAAAAUGUCAUCUAAAAUGGACAAUAACUUUAUUUUUUAAAGAAAUUUUAGUUAGCUAUUUAGGUUAAAAUAUCUGAGAUUUUCUGACACUUCUAUGUUUGAAGAUUUAAAGGGGAAACAGAAUUCAUUCAAUCAAUAUGUCAUUUUUAGUAUUCUAUAACUUUCAGACAAGAUUUCAAAGGAUAGCUUGAAUGAAGCAAAUCAACAUUUAUGUUGCAUAUAACAAUAGGAAUGAUCAGUAUAGUAACAUUUCAGUCUUUGUGUAAAGAGUGGCAUUAAAAAAAUUAAAGUUAUGGCAUUAGACAUAAAUUCAAAAUUAUAAAAAAAUUGAUUUAAAUAAGUUCUAUUAAAAAUACCCCAUUUCAAAAUGUUAAAUAAAAUAAAAUUAUUCAGUCUGGCUUGAAAAAAAUAAUAAAUACACAUUUGUAUCUUCUGUGAUUUACCCGCAUUUAACCUACCUAUAGAUGAAAAGUCAUCUAAUGAGAGAAAAGAGACAUUUACCUAGAACCCUCUUCAGUACACUUUAUGAUUUUCUCUGGCUCAAAUGCAGAUGACUUCCCUGCAUACAGCUUUUGAGGUUAUCAAGAAUCAUUAUUGCUGCCUCUUUGUGAUGCCAUGUCAGGAGGAGGCCAUGUUUCUAGCAGCUACUGGAGAAGCACCUUGAUUGGGAAUAAACCAGGUCUACCAAAGCAUGCAUAAAAAGCCAGAGAUAUGGAAUUCUCCUCACUAAAAAGUGCAUUCAAGUGUAUUAAAGUGUACAUGCAGAAAAUGAUUUCAAAUGCCAAGGGUUUCUGAUAACAAGAGUUAAAUACUUGACCAAUAAAAAGAGUCCAUGAGGACACAAUGGUCAGGGCUCUGAUGUGUAUUCUGUCAUCACACAGCAACAACAUCAGAAACCCUGUCUCUGGCUAUCACUUCUCUCUGAAAAUAAAAAUGGCUAUGCUCUCUUCUUCCCCCUUUUUUCUUUUUCUUUUUUUUUUUUUCCCAAAGAUUUUAUUUAUUUAUUCAACAGAGAUAGAGACAGCCAGCUAGA
Ailuropoda melanoleuca (giant panda) is the source of this 8009-nucleotide messenger RNA. RefSeq names its product clavesin 2 (gene CLVS2). NCBI's taxonomy places the organism in Eukaryota, Metazoa, Chordata, Mammalia, Carnivora, Ursidae. The coding region runs from base 672 to 1655 and encodes 327 amino acids. The record is from RefSeq and is a predicted model, not a curated record. Gene Ontology annotation, molecular function: phosphatidylinositol bisphosphate binding. Gene Ontology annotation, biological process: lysosome organization. The transcript is spliced from 6 exons. Gene Ontology annotation, cellular component: endosome; clathrin-coated vesicle; trans-Golgi network.